UUGCUUCUGUUUCUUCUUCCUUCGUCUUUCGUAAUUUUCUUGGGAGAAAUUCAGUAAUAGAGGGAAAGAGAGAUGGCUUGCUUGCACGACCACAGCUGCGAAGAUCAUGAUUGUUCGUCUGGUUGGACUCUCUACGAGCAUAUCGACCUCCCCAAGGUUACUGCUUUGAAUGAGGCGGUUCCUGGAAGCGUCAAGUCGGUUUUCAAAGCUUGGGAGCAAAGACUGAAUUCUAGUGGGGGGCACUUGGAGAGCAAUGAGGGUGAUCCUGAGUUACUUGUUUACAUUCCAUUUACAUCAGAUGUAAAGAUCAAGAGCAUAUCUGUUGUCGGCGGUGUUGACGGAACAAGUCCUUCCAAGAUGAGGGCGUUCAUCAACAAAGAAGGCAUUGACUUUUCAGAUGCUCAAGGAAUGCAAGCUAUUCAGGAGUGGGAUCUGGUCGAAAAUUUCCAAGGAACAUUGGAGUACCAGACAAGAUAUUCCAAAUUUCAAAACGUGGCCAGCAUCACAUUGCAUUUUCCCGAUAGUUUUGGUGGUGAUACAACUAAGAUAGAGUACAUUGGCUUUAAAGGCGAAGCUACAAAGUUGAAGAGGGAUGUUGUCGCAACAAUUGUUUACGAACUCAGGCCAAAUCCAUCCGAUCACAAGACAAAGGCUGAAGGUGGGGGUCUCUCACAUGUUGAAUGAACAAGUCAAACGCUAACUGCAAUCUGCGGUGUUUCUUAUGGAUUAAAUGCUCUCUGUAGUUUGUAUGUUGAUACCUUAAAAGCAAGGAAGUACUGAAUUGUUGUCACAAUUCUUUUAUUUGUGGCAUCUUUAUGGUUGGGAAAUGUUAGUCGAAAGAAACCAGAUGGAGGUUAAGGCUUAUGCUAUCAUAUUCAUAUGAUUCGGUUUUAAGUCA
This is a messenger RNA of Malus domestica (apple), 898 nucleotides long. The record is from RefSeq and is a predicted model, not a curated record. NCBI's taxonomy places the organism in Eukaryota, Viridiplantae, Streptophyta, Magnoliopsida, Rosales, Rosaceae.